This is a messenger RNA of Pseudopodoces humilis (Tibetan ground-tit), 1143 nucleotides long. NCBI's taxonomy places the organism in Eukaryota, Metazoa, Chordata, Aves, Passeriformes, Paridae. The record is from RefSeq and is a predicted model, not a curated record.
AUGGAGCGGAGCGGCAGCACCGGGAACGGCACAGGGAGAGCCGGGAACGGCACCGGGAACACCGGGAACAGCACCGGCAACAGCACCGGGAACAUCGGGAGCGGCACCGGGAACGGGACCAGAAGCGGCUCCAGGAACACCGGGAGCGGCACCAGAGAUAACACCAGAGAUAACAUCGGGAACAGCACCGAGAGCGGCUCCAGGAACACCGGGAAUGGCACCGGGAAUAACGCCGGGAAUGGCACCGGGAAUAACGCCGGGAAUGGCACCGGGAAUAACGCCGGGAAUGGCACCGGGAGCGGGCGGGCAGCGCCGCCUGGCGGGGCCGUCCGGGCAUUGCUGUGCCUGGCGCUGCUGCUGGGCCCGGCCCGGGCUCUGCCCAGGGCAGUCCGGGCACUGCCCACCCCUGUCCGGGCACUGCCCACCCCUGUCCGGGCUCUGCCCAGCGCAGAGCUCGGCACGCUGGGGUUUGAGUGCAGCCCUGAGGAGGUGGACGUGGAGGACAUCACCCAGAACCAAACCAACACCAUCAGAGCCUGCACGGCCCAGGCUGCCGGGCCUGGAAAUUGCCCGGUUUUGGAAAGAUCAACUUUCGAUAAGGGAAAAUGCCUGCAGGGAAUCUCUGAGGAUCUGAGAGCCUACAGGACAGAGCUGAGGAACCUCCAGGACCCGCAGCUGCUGCUGGCUCUCGAUGGGAUGAUGGAGCAGCACUGGGAAGGUUCCGGAAGCGCCGUUGGCAUCGGAAUUAUCGGGAUCAUCGGGAUCAUCGGGAUCAUCGGGAUCAUCGGGAUCGUCGGGAUCAUUGGGAUUGGGAUCAUCGGAAUCAUCGGAAUUAUCGGGAUCAUCGGGAUCAUUGGGAUCGGGAUCAUCGGGAUCGGGAUCAUCGGGAUCAUCGGGAUUGGGAUCAUCGGGAUCGGGAUCAUCGGAUCAUCGGGAUCAUUGGGAUUGGGAUCAUCGGGAUCGGGAUCAUUGGGAUCAUUGGGAUCAUCGGGAUCAUCGGGAUCGGGAUCAUCGGGAUUGGGAUCAUCGGGCUGGGCAUGGGCGCCGUUCCCGGCGCGGCUGCGCCUCUGCAGCGUGCUCCAGGCCUUGCGCAUCCGCAGCGUCACCAUCAGCAGGAUGCUGAACUUCCUCAGCUCCCUCUGA